AUUACCUGUAGCAGGUGGCGGCACAAAAUGCGAGUGGACUUCCUGACUGUCCUGUUCCUUUGGUUUGCUGUUGGAGUGUCUCUUUCUUGCGAUCUUCUGUCGUUGCCGGCUCUAGAGAAAGCCACGUAUGCGCUGGCUCAUCAACGGGGCAUAAGCCCUGUUACUCUGAUUCUGAGGAUGUUGAGAAGAGCCAGGAGCAAACAGAAGAUGGAAAAGAUGAAAUUGAAAGAGAUUUUAGAAGAACUGGCUGUAGAAGAGCUAAUGCACAAAGUUAUAAAACCCGAAACUUCUAGUCAUGAAAUGGAAUUUUCGGUUCCUCGACCUGCUAAUAUUCCUGGUGUAAUACCACAUAUGGUACCAAGCAUGGGAUCGCACCAGAUGUUGAGACCAACAUCUCUAUUUUUUCCGCUGCAAAAUUUGCCUCCUCCGCCUGGUUUGACAGUGAGAGUGAGUGGUUUUCCCCAGGGUCCUCUUCCAGAAGUGUCUGUCACUCUGUCCCCACUCAUGACUCUCGUAGAGGCUCUGAGGCAAGCUGAAGAACAGUUUCGAUCCGCUCUCAGGACCACCUCCUCAGUCCCUGGCGAAGCAGACGAUAUUAUCCACUUUGGCCAUUCAGGAACACAGACGGAUUGCUACAUCAUCCAGAGCCUUGCUGGGCUGCGCUCCAACGCCAAAGGAUCCAAGUGGAAUAUAAUAGUCAGCGACAAACUUGGGGAAGUCAUCUACAACAGUCAUUGCCUUCCAAACCCGAGAGAUGUGAAAUUCAAACCAGGAAUGACAAUAACUCUUCUUUAUUCAUCAAUUUGAACAAAACAGAUCAAAUGAAUUUUCGUC
Molecule: messenger RNA, 834 nt
Organism: Uloborus diversus
Lineage: Eukaryota; Metazoa; Arthropoda; Arachnida; Araneae; Uloboridae
Exons: 5
Coding region: 28-807 (259 amino acids)
Source: RefSeq, a predicted model, not a curated record